GAGAAGCUGUAAAUCAGAAGAAGUAGGCUAUGCAAGAGAACAAGUUAACUACUACGAGUGAACUAUUUAGUGAAACGCGAGGAGGAGAGUCUGGCGAAAAGUGAGCUGGCAGAUGCAACACAAUAUCAAGCCACUUGUCAGGAGGAAUCCAAGUUGCCUGCUGUUGGGACACUUCCACCGUGGGAAUCCAAGAAAUGAAAACCAUCUCUCUGCACUGAUAUGGUGUCGCCGCAGCAGCGCCACAGCAGAGACGUGCCAAUUUUCUUUUUUCAACACAAAUGACUGAUGAGAAAGUAGGCUGCUGUUUUCAUUUUUUUGCCCUCAGUAAUUCACAGAAGGAGCUUGCUGACAAGUGUUCAUCUCUAAUCAUUGUUGUCUUCAUCGUUUGCUGAGGACCACAUAAGCUUUACCUGGAGAGAGUCAAUCUGACAUUCGGCCCACCUGCGUUGAUGGUUUUGUAUUUUUGUUGCGGACAAAAACGGUGGCUGAAAGACAGACCACGUAAAGGUGGAUGCCAGUCUCCUGUGCUCGGGGCCAUAAUAGACAAACUGGAGAUCUCCAUGGUCCCGGCCCUGGUUCUGCUACCUGUCCUGCUGCGGGUUGCAGCGCUGCACUACCUGCUGGGUAUCACCAUCCUGACAGCUCUGCCCGGCCUGGUGCUGUGGUACUACUAUGCCACGCAUCGAAAAAAGAGACGCACCCUCUUCUUCCUCACUCUUGCUCUCUUCUCUCUGUUCUACAUGUAUUAUCUCUUCAUCACAGAGAUUUUUCCUCGUGGGGGUGUCAGCCAGCCGCAGGUGUUCACUGUGACGUUUGGGGUGAUUGUCACUAUCGUCUCUCUUAUUCACACCAAGAGAGGCCCAGGAUUUGUGACCACCUCCUUACAUGAAGCACGCAGCCACAGCCAGGAGAACAACAAGGACUCCACACACCUGAAUGGAUGUAUCCAAUCAGCAUCCUCCUCAGGGACUGCAGCAGAGCUGCAAACAACUACAGAGGCCCUGACCGCAAAAUGGAGCAGGUGUCCUGUGUGCAAAAUAAUGCGACCCCCGAGGGCCGGACACUGUCGUACCUGCGGGUCCUGUGUCCUCCGUCUGGACCACCACUGCAUCUGGAUAAACAGCUGUGUCGGACAGGCAAACCAUCGUGGUUUCCUUUUCACCCUCGCUGUGUUCGUGUCGACCUCUCUGUAUGGGAUCAGUUUGGUGCUCUGCAGCCUCUGUCCUCGACAGUAUCUGAUGACGGCUCUGCUCUACUGCCCUGGCGUCUACAGUCAGACCAGCCUUGCUCUUUGCUUCACAUGUGCCUGGUACAGCAGCAUCGUCACAGGUGGGCUGUUUUACCUGUUGGUGGUACAAGUACUGAACAUCAGCUUUAAUGUGACAGAGCGGGAGGCUCAGCUGGCUCUGAGGAACAAAACAGGACAGAGACGCCUGUGGGGGCUUGUCGUUGACACAGGAGAGUAUUCACGUGGCUUCUGUCAGAACUGGGUUGAGUUCCUCACCAUGGCAGAUGCUUCGGUGUCUUCUCGCUCCAGCCUCACUGACUUGGUCUAGUUUCACUUUGUACUAAUAUCAUGAUAACAGACUGUUAAAACAGCAUGCGUGAAGAAUUACAUUUCAUGUAUUUCUUAGGAUAUAUCAGAUGAUGUCUUUAGAUGUUUGUUGCAUUCCAGCCUCUUAAUACAACGCAUAAACCCUUUGAAACUUCAACUUAGACAUAAUUCCUGCA
Molecule: messenger RNA, 1731 nt
Organism: Plectropomus leopardus (leopard coralgrouper)
Lineage: Eukaryota; Metazoa; Chordata; Actinopteri; Perciformes; Serranidae
Gene: zdhhc23a
Product: zDHHC palmitoyltransferase 23a
Biological process (GO): protein targeting to membrane; peptidyl-L-cysteine S-palmitoylation
Cellular component (GO): endoplasmic reticulum; Golgi apparatus
Molecular function (GO): protein-cysteine S-palmitoyltransferase activity
Source: RefSeq, a predicted model, not a curated record